CCAGUCUGUCUAUCGCAUCUGCUGCAGGAAAGGCGGUCAAAGUAGCCGCUGGGAGAAGCAGCACUGGGUAAUAUUUGGAAAGCAAGGGGAGAGAAUACUAUCCGCUCCUGACGGUCAACUUCACCGCACCUGGAUCGUUCUUAUUUUUACUUAGGACAUAACUGGAAACACAAGUGUCUUGUUUUUUUUCUUUUAACUUGACCAAAAUGACUGGUAGCCCAGUGACAGGGCUGCUGGUUGCGCUGUGCGUAAGCAGCGCGGUCCAUUGUAUGCCAAAGAACCAAGGGAAAAACAAGAGACAAACUCAGGAACAAGUUUACCCCGAACUCGCAGACACAGUACCCCUUGCUCAAGGCUGCGAUGAGAACGGACAUUCUUACAGACUAAACGAUCAAUGGGAAAAGGCUUACCGCGGGAGUACACUGCUUUGUACCUGCAACGGAGCGGCAGGGAUCAAAUGUAAAACAAAACCCCAAGGGGAGGAGACCUGCUAUGACAAAUACAAUGACCAGACGUACCCUGUGGGUGCGACCUACGAGAGGGCGAAGGACGGCAUGAUGUGGGACUGCACCUGCAUCGGUUCCGCCCGCGGCAAAAUCAGCUGCACAAUCGGAAACCGCUGCCACGAGGGAGGCAGAUCCUACAAAAUCGGGGACACUUGGAGAAGGCCCCACGAGACCGGAGACUACAUGCUGGAUUGCGUCUGUCUGGGAAACGGCAAGGGAGAGUGGACCUGCAAACCCGUGUCGGAGCGUUGCUAUGACAACACAGGUGGAGCCUCCUACGUGGUGGGGCAGACCUGGGAGAAGCCGUACCAAGGCUGGAUGAUGAUCGACUGCACCUGUCUGGGGGAGGGCAACGGACGCAUCACCUGUACCUCUAGGAACCGUUGUAAUGACCAGGACACCAAGACCUCCUACCGCAUCGGAGACACAUGGACCAAGACAGAUGCUAACAGGCACCAACUCCAGUGUCUGUGUACAGGAAAUGGCAGAGGAGAGUGGAAGUGUGAGAGACACUCUGCCACUACUGGCACAGGUGUUAGUACAGGAACAGGUGUAGGAACAGCCCUCCACCCUCCCCCGAACCCCCAGGAGGGGGCUUGCCGCACGGACUCGGGCGCCACCUUCCACGUGGGCAUGCGCUGGAUCAGGACCCAGGGCAGCAAGCAGAUGCUGUGUACCUGCCAGGGUACUGGCGCUGUCAGCUGUGAGGAGAAGGAGGGCCAGAGCCAGGUGUACGGUGGGAACUCAGAAGGACAGGCCUGUGUGUUCCCCUUUGUGUUCAUGGAUAAGACCUACUACUCCUGUACCUCAGAGGGACGUACUGAUGGACAGCUGUGGUGCAGCACCACCUCUGACUACCAUAGAGACCAGCAGUACUCCUACUGUACCGAGAAGAACUCCCUGGUGUCGACCCGAGGGGGUAACUCCAAUGGUGCCCUGUGCCAGUUCCCCUUCCUCUACAACGGGCGUAACUACACUGACUGUACCGCCGAUGGGCGCCGCGAUGGCAUGAGGUGGUGCGGUACCACAACCAACUACGAAGGGGAGCAGCGCUACGGAUUCUGCCCCAUGGCUGCCCACGAGGAGGCCUGCACCACCAACGACGGGGUCAUGUACCGUGUGGGAGACCAGUGGGACAAACGCCACGAUGUCCUGGGUCACAUGAUGCAGUGUACCUGCUUGGGCAACAACCGCGGAGAGUGGAGCUGCAUCGCCUACUCCCAACUCAAAGACCAGUGCAUUGUGGAUGGGCUGACCUAUGAGGUGAGCCAGACCUUCACCAAGCUCCAUGACCAGGGCUACAUGAUGAAUUGCACCUGCUAUGGACAGGGACGCGGGCGCUGGAAGUGCGACGCCAUCGACCAGUGCCAGGAGCCUGAGAGCAGGGCGUUCUAUCAGAUUGGAGAGACCUGGGACAAAACCAUCCACCAAGUCCUCUACCGCUGCUAUUGCUACGGCAACGGUAUUGGUGAGAUGAGCUGCGAGCCACAGCAGACCUUCCCAGGUGGCCACCGCCCAGUCCAGGUGAUUAUCACAGAGGCAGGGAAGCAGCCUGACUCCCACCCCAUCCAGUGGAACGCCCCAGCCUCCUCACACAUCACCCAGUAUAUCCUCAAGUGGAGAGUGAAAAACACCCGUGCCCCCUGGAGAGAGGCCACCAUCCCAGGUAACCUGAACUCGUACACCAUCGCUGGGCUGCGGCCAGGUAUUACCUAUGAGGGUCAGCUGAUCAGCAUCUUGCGCUAUGGACGCCGCGAGGUCACCCGGUUUGACUUCACCACCACCUACGGCUCCCUUGGGGUGACCUCUGAAGGUGAGACGACCCAGCCUCCUCCCGUGGUGGACACGUCUGAGUCGGUGACAGAGAUCACGUCCAGUAGCUUCAUCAUCUCCUGGGUGUCAGCCUCCGACACCGUGUCAGGCUUCAGAGUGGAGUAUGAGCUGAGUGAGAACGGAGCCAAACCUCAGGUCCUGGACCUGCCCCGUACCACCACCUCUGUGAGCAUCAGUGACCUCCUGCCUGGCCGUAGAUACAACGUCAACGUGUAUGAGGUUUCCCCUCAGGGAGAACCCACCCUCAUCCUCACCACCUCUCAGACCACAGCUCCUGAUGCCCCUGCUGAACAUCAGAUCAACCAGGUGGGAGAAACCUCUAUCUCCAUCAGCUGGUCCAAGCCCCAGGCCCCCAUCACAGGCUACCGUUUGGUCUUCACCCCGUCAGUAGAGGGCAGCAGCACCGAGCUCAUCCUCCCAGACACUGAGACCUCCGUGACCCUGGUUGACCUUCAACCUGGCCUGCUCUACAACAUCAGCAUUUACGCUGUGGAGGAGAACCAGGAGAGCGAGCCCAUCUUCGUCCAGGUCAACACGGCCGGAGAGCCAGCACCAGAGGAAGUCCGCUCCCCUACCGACCUUCAGUUCUACGAGGUGUCUGACGUGAAAAUCAUCAUCACCUGGACCGGCCCUCCCAGCGAGGUGUCGGGUUACCGCGUGACCUACGCCCCCGUUACCCCCGGUGACACGCCCCAGAGGCCCCUGCAGCUGCCCAUGACGGCCAACGCGUACGCAGAGAUCACCCACCUGCAGCCCGGAACCCUGUACCGCUUCAACAUCUACGCCAUCAACGGAGGAGUGGAGAGCGAGCCGCUGACGGGAGAGAGAGCCACCAAGCCCGACGCCCCCACCAACCUGCGUUUCACUGACAUCGGCGAGGACGGUGUGAUAAUGAUCUGGGAGGCUCCCAGGGCUAGCAUCAGCGGCUACCGUCUGUUCCUGAGCGUGGAAGGCUCCAGCCCAACCCAGAAGAGAAUCCCCGGCGGUCAGACCCAGUUCCCUCUGCGAGGCCUCCGCCCCGACACAGACUACACCGUCAAACUGCACUCUGAGCAGGACAACGUGUUGAGUGAGGAAGUCAAUGGCAUCUUCACCACCUGUGACCCCAAAGAUGGGUAAUGCCCUCGCUUCACCACUGAUGUGACCGACACCUCCAUCAUCAUCUCCUGGACCCCUGUCAGCAGGUUCAGCUUCAGGCUGUCUGUGAGGCCCAGUCAGGGAGGAGAGUCACCCAGGGAAGUGACCUCUGACUCAGGAAGUAUCUUUGUGUCAGGCCUGACCCCUGGGACUGAGUACACUUACAGUGUACAGCCCAUUAUCAACGGACGUGACCGCGGCAACCCCAUCACUAAAAACGUUGUCACUCAACUGUCUCCCCCCACUGACCUCAGUACGCAGUCCAACGCGGACACGGGUGAGCUGACUGUCCUGUGGGGCGGCGCCAACACGCCAGACAUCACAGGCUACAGAGUGACAUGCACCCCGACCAAUGGGCAGCGAGGAAACUCCCUGGAGGAGUUAGUCCAGCCGGUCCAGAACCAGUUAAUCCUGGAGAACCUGAGUCCAGGAGUGGAGUACAACGUCUCUGUCUACACUGUCAAGGACAACCUGGAGAGUGUCCCUGUGUCCACCACUGUCACCCAAGACGUGCCCAAGCUAAACGACCUGGACUUUGUCGACGUCACCGACACCACUGUGGGCCUGCGCUGGACCGCCCUGGUAAACGUUAGCGCCAUCACCAGUUACCGGGUAACGGUUAUGGCGUCGGGCGAGAGUUUGCCCAUCAUCAUGGAUACGGUGGACUCGUCGACGGGCCAUUAUACGGUGCGCGGGCUGGAGCCCGGUGUGGAUUAUGACAUCAGUGUCACUACGAUAACGGAGGAAGGGGAGAGCGAGCCGGCCACACGCAGAACGCAAACCCAGACUGCCGUCCCCGCCCCCACCAACCUGAACUUCGGAGGGGUGGGCCCCGAUCACAUGAGGGUCAGCUGGACCGUCCCCAACGUCCCCACGCCCAGUGACAUCACACGCUUUGUCAUCCGCUUCCACCCCAGCAGCAACGACGACGAUGUCAAGGAGCUCAACGUGGGCGGAGCCACCAACACCUUCCUGCUGCAGAACCUGCUGCCCAACACAGAGUACAGGGUGAGCGUGGUGUGUGUUUACGAGGAGAGAGAAAGCGCACCAGUCACUGGCACUCAGAGAACAACCCUGGACUCUCCCACUGGCCUGGACUUUGCUGACGUCCUGACCAACUCCUUCACCAUCCACUGGCUGGCCCCCAGCGCCGUGAUCACCGGCUACCGUAUCCAUUACCAGAUGACCAGCGGAGGCAGGGCCAAGGACGAGAGACUGCCCCCGACCAGGAGCCACUUCACCCUGACUGGCCUGGCUCCCGAGACAGAGUACAGUGUUGAGGUCUACGCUGUCAGCGGGAACCAGGAGAGUCUGCCUCUCACUGGCACUCAGGCUACUAUCUCUGACGCCCCCACCGACCUGGAAGUGACCUCAACCAGCCCCACCAGCAUCACCAUCCGCUGGGACGCCCCCUCCGUCACCGUGAGGUACUACAGAAUCACCCACGGAGAGACAGGUGGAGAAAGCCCUGCUAAGGAGUUCACUGUCCCCGGCUCCCAGUCCGAGGCCACCAUCUCUAACCUGAACCCAGGGACAGACUACACCAUCACCGUCUACGCUGUGACAGGGAGAGGGGACAGCCCGGCCUCCAGCACACCCAUCUACGUCAGUCACAAGACUGACGUGGAGGGCCCCACCAACAUGGACGUGACUGAUGUGAAGGACAACACCAUCACAGUGCGCUGGUCCGCGGCCCAGGGCCCCAUCAAGGGCUACAGGGUCACCAGCGUCCCCAAGAAUGGACAGGGCCCCUCUUUCUCUGAGGUGGUGGCCCCUGAUCAGACCGAGAUUACGUUUACUGGCUUGAUGCCCACGGUGGAGUACGUUCUGAGUGUGACCGCUCUGGGAACCGAUGGAGAACCUUCCACACCUCUGGUAGAGAACGCCAUCACAGCAAUGGACCAUCCCAAGGCCCUAUCCUUCUCUGAGGUGGACUCCACCUCCCUGAGGAUCACAUGGGACAGUCCGGACGGCACGGUGACAUCAUACCGCGUGCUGUACUCCAGCCCUGAGGAGGGCGAGAGAGAGCUGCGCCCGGCGCCCAGAGGGACAGACGAUACCGUGGUACUGAGGAAUCUCCGCCCCGGCACAGAGUACACUGUUAAGGUCAUCGCUCUGCACGGACGCACCCCCAGCACCCCACUGGUGGGCACACAGGCCACAGCUAUCCCUGCUCCCACCAAUCUGGACAUCUCUGAGGUUGGUGACACCUCCUUCAUUGUCUCGUGGCGCUCCCGCUCCGGGCUGUCUGGGUACCGUGUGGUUGUCAACCCCAAGAACAACAAUGGACCCACCAAGGAGAUGACCAUCGCCCCAGACACCACGCGCGCCGUGGUCCCAGGACUCAUGGUGGCCACUCUGUACACAGUGCACGUUUACGCCCUGAAGAACUCUGUGACCAGCCGACCCCUGGAGGGAGAGGUCACCACGCUGGACAACAUCAGUCCUCCUCGGCGUGUGCGUAUCUCUGACGUGAAGGACUCGGCCAUCACGCUGACCUGGCGUGCUAAGGUUGAGACCAUCACCGGGUACCUUAUCGAAGCUCAGCCCCUCGGCGGCAGCCGCCCGAUCAAGAAGACAAUCCCCGGAGAGCAACGCACCUACACCAUCACUGGUCUGGAGCCAGGCACCUCCUACACUAUCCACAUCUACACCAUCAACGGCGAUGCACGCAGCGCCCCCUUCACCCUCACGGCCACCACAGCCAAACCAGCGGUGCAUUCCCCCACCAACCUCCAGUUCACCUCCCUGACCCCCAACUCCAUCUCCUUCAGCUGGGCCCCCGCCACGCGCAUCACAGGAUAUUACAUCACCUACGAGGAGGCAGGCAGGGCGCAGCCCCGUGAGCUUACCCCCCGCCCCCACGCUGGCCAGAACUACGCCACCAUCUCUGGUUUGAGACCAGGUACCGAGUACAUCAUCAAGAUCAUCGCUCUUCAGAAUGUCCAGAGAAGCACCCCAUUGGUGGGAACGGCCAGGACUCAACGUGAAUCCCUGCUUACACUGCCACUCCCCAACCGCCCCGGAGGCUACGACCACCUGGACGUGCCUGAAGAAAAGGAGAGCCGUGUCCCAACAGUAGUAGGUAACAACGGCCUAGACACCCUGGGGGGCCAGGGCCAGAACGUGGAGUACACUGAGUACAACAACCAGAACCCCCAGACACCCUAUGGGAAUGGCCAGACACCCUAUGGGAACGGCCAGACACCCUAUGGGAACGGCCAGACACCCCUGGUGUUUGUGCCCCUUCCGGACGCGGAGGGGCGCAGGGUGCCGGUGGUGAGCGUGAACGUGCCUGGUGGCUCUCCCUUUGGUUUUCCAGAGAAGGACACAGGAAUCCCUCAGGAGGCCCAGACCCAGACCACCAUCGCCUGGAAGCCUUACAAGCAGAGUUCAGAGUACCUGGUGUCCUGCAACCCACUGACACACGUCAACGAGAAGAUGUUCCAGAUGCGUCUGCCUGGUACCUCCACCAGUGCCACUCUGAUCGGCCUGACCAGCGGAGCCUCCUACAACGUUAUCGUAGAGGCCCUGAAGGGGGCACUCAAACACAAGAUCCUGGAGGAGAUUGUCACCGCCGGCAACACCCUGACAGAGGGUUCCACCGGCACAGAUAAGGACUCGUGCUACGACACCUUCACAGCGACCUACCAUGACGUUGGGACCGAGUGGGAGCGCAUGUCUGAGACGGGCUUCAAGCUGUGGUGCAGGUGUCUGGGACUAGGCAGUGGACACUUCCGAUGUGACUCCUCUAAGUGGUGUCAUGAUGGAGGUAACAACUACCGUGUCGGGGAAUGGGAGCGUCAGGAGGAGAAGGGCCCCAUGAUGAGCUGCACCUGCCUGGGCAACGGGAAGGGAGAGUUCAAGUGUGAACCACAUGAGUCCACCUGCUAUGACGAUGGGAAGAUGUACCAGAUUGGUAACCAGUGGCAGAAAGAAUACCUGGGAGCCAUCUGUACCUGCACCUGCUACGGAGGACAACAGGGCUGGCGUUGUGAGAACUGUCGUAGACCAGGUGCUGAGGUGGACUCUAGUCUGCUGCAGCCCGUCCGAUACAGGGACCCCACCAACACACUACGCAAAGUGAACAUCCAGUGCCCCAUCGAAUGCCUUCGACCUGAACUACUGGCAGACGCACUGGCAGAAGGACACAUCCCCCAGAAUCCCCUGGAGUAAAAGAUCAAUCUCCUCUUCCUUACCCAUGGUCUGUCAAGUCUCCUUGAAGAGGAGGUCGCCCUGUCCAGUUAGAGACAGACCUGAACUAACACAUCGGUGCCUUACUGAUCAGCUUAACCAUAUCUAAACACCUACAUACUGUAGGUCCAUGCCUUCCUAGUCUUAAGAGAACCCCCUACACACUGUAGGUCCAUGCCUUCCUAGUCUUAAGAGAACCCCCUACACACUGUAGGUCCAUGCCUUCCUAGUCUUAAGAGAACCCCCUGCACACUGUAGGUCCAUGCCUUCCUAGUCUUAAGAGAACCCCCUGCACACUGUAGGUCCAUGCCUUCCUAGUCUUAAGAGAACCCCCUGCACACUGUAGGUCCAUGCCUUCCUAGUCUUAAGAGAACCCCUGUCACACUGUAGGUCCAUGCCUUCCUAGUCUUAAGAGAACCCCCUGCACACUGUCAGAAUGUUGGUUAAGUUGUCUGUUGCCAUUUCCCUUUGAGACACUUAAGAGGUCAAAAGGAACAUUCCUUGUGUUCGUGCCUUAAAGAGAUUAAAAUCUUCCCCUGUCCCUGAAGGUAUGUGUUUGAAGUGCUUGUUAACAGUUCAGAUGUGCUUGUCUUUUACAAAUGAUACAUUUCCAAGGCUACCUGUCCAGUAUUACCGUUUGUCCUAAUCAUUUAUUAUUCUUUUUUUUUUUACUUCUAUAAAAUCUAAAACCGUCUGAAAUCAAAAGCACUGUUUUGAGAGAAUGUUGGUGUAGUUGCCAUGUCGACAAGUGUUUGAAAUCAUUUUGCUUUUUCUGUAGCCUCUGUGUAGACAGGGGUAGCACUGCCUGUGUGAUGGACACUGAGUUGUUGUAAUUUUGAAACUCUUUAAUGCAUUUUAUUUAUCCCUUUAAUCACAGCAUUGUUGUGUGAAUGUGAGACCUGGGGUGUCGACUUUGUUCUGGUUUUAUUUUUGUACUAAAAGGUGCCAAAGUUUGAUGGAGAUUCCCUUGUUUUGAUGAAGUUGAAAAGAACAUCAUGAAUUGCCUUUGUUUCUUGAAUAACUGUUCAUACAUAGAUUGAUGCACCAGUGUAAAUCUACGUAACAUAAUAAAAUAAAUCCCCAUCAAAAUC
Molecule: messenger RNA, 8761 nt
Organism: Oncorhynchus gorbuscha (pink salmon)
Lineage: Eukaryota; Metazoa; Chordata; Actinopteri; Salmoniformes; Salmonidae
Product: fibronectin-like
Biological process (GO): cell-substrate junction assembly; heart development; nervous system development
Cellular component (GO): extracellular region
Molecular function (GO): proteoglycan binding; integrin binding
Source: RefSeq, a predicted model, not a curated record